Raphanus sativus (radish) is the source of this 1818-nucleotide messenger RNA. RefSeq names its product berberine bridge enzyme-like 25. NCBI's taxonomy places the organism in Eukaryota, Viridiplantae, Streptophyta, Magnoliopsida, Brassicales, Brassicaceae. The transcript has 2 exons. Gene Ontology annotation, molecular function: oxidoreductase activity; FAD binding. The coding region runs from base 61 to 1695 and encodes 544 amino acids. The record is from RefSeq and is a predicted model, not a curated record.
UCAUUGACAAAACAAGAACACCCCUAACAUACAAUCCAUUUCCAUCUUUCCUCCCAGAUUAUGCGUUUGAUUGCAGAUAUGAGAGUUUCAAAAGUAGCCCCUUCAGUUUCUUAUAUAUCAUUUUUAGCUCUCUAUUUUUCUUUUUACACAAUAACAACAAUUUCUUCGACCUCCCUACCAGAUGAAAACUUCAUCAAAUGUCUCAACAAAAACACAUAUGUUGAUUUUUCACUCGAGAAAACGUUCUUCACUCCUCAGAAAAACGCGUCGACCUUUAUCAAAGUCCUUGAAUCGACGGCUCGAAAUUACCGAUUCUUGACCAAUUCAACACCUAAACCAAGUUUCAUAUUUACACCGGUUCACGAAUCUCACGUCCAAGCUUCCAUCAUAUGUUCCAAGAAACUUGGAAUCCAUCUUCGUGUUAGAAGCGGCGGUCACGAUUUUGAAGCCGUGUCUUAUGUUUCACAGAUAGAAACACCAUUUGUAUUGCUCGAUAUGUCGAAAUUGAGACAGAUCAAUGUUGAUAUUGAAGACAGCAGUGCUUGGGUUCAAGCUGGUGCUACACUCGGUGAGGUUUACUACAGAAUUGCAGAGAAGAGCAAGAUCCAUGGGUUCCCAGCGGGUUUGUGCUCAACCGUAGGCGUAGGUGGAUACAUAACUGGAGGUGGAUAUGGUGCCUUGAUGAGAAAGUAUGGUCUUGGUGCUGAUAAUGUUCUAGACGCAAAGAUCGUUGAUGCUAAUGGUAAAUUACUCGACAGAAGCUCGAUGGGUGAUGAUUUGUUUUGGGCGAUAAGAGGAGGCGGUGGAGGGAGUUUUGGGAUAAUUCUAGCAUGGAAGCUCAAGCUUGUUCCUGUUCCUGAAACCCUAACCAUCUUCAGCGUUACCAAGACAUUAGAACAAGACCCUGACUUCAAGACUCUUUCUAAGUGGCAACAUAUUGCAGACAAGCUUGUUGAAGAGCUCUUCAUACGAGUGGUGAUCAGAGCCAGUGGAAACAAUACGGUGGAAGCAUCGUACAGAGGUCAGUUUCUUGGGGAAAAAGGGACUUUGAUUGAGAUCAUGAAAAAGGAUUUUCCGGAGCUAGGGCUAACUCAGAAGGAUUGUACCGAAAUGAGAUGGAUUGAAACCAUUAUUUUCAAUGGUGAAUUUCCAACUGGUACUCCUAUUGAGUCUUUGAUUCAAGUGAAGUCACCUUUAGUGAAUCCUUCCUUCAAAUCAAAGGGAGAUAUCGUGAAGAAACCUAUCCCUGCUUUAGCUCUGAAAGGAAUUUUCAAGAGAAUGGUUCAACAAGUGCCUGGUACAUUUGUUGCUUUUACUCCUUACGGUGGAAUGAUGGCUAAAAUCUCUGAAUCCGAGAUCCCUUUCCCGCAUAGAAGCGGAACCAUCUUCAAGAUUCUCUAUAAUGCAAACACUGGGAAUAGACCCAGCAGUCAAAUUAACUGGAUCAGAGAGCUGUACAGUUUCAUGACGCCUUAUGUCUCAAGCAAUCCAAGACAAUCUUAUGUGAACUACAGAGACCUAGACCUGGGACAGAACACGAGAAACUCGACAUCUAACUUCAAAAAUGCUCAAAUCUGGGGAGCUAAGUACUUCAAAGGAAAUUUCGAAAGAUUGGUGAGGAUUAAAUCAAAGGUUGAUCCAGAUAACAUCUUCAGACACGAGCAGAGCAUCCCAACUCUGCCCGUUCAAAGUUAAACUCAUGAUACAACCAUAUGUAAAAUACGAAUAAAGUUAUAUUGAUUCACUAGCUUAAGAACAUGCAAUAAACAUUAUAAACUAGAAGAAAUUCGAGCAAAGGUUCUUCCGUAUUUCAGAAAA